This is a messenger RNA of Dermatophagoides farinae (American house dust mite), 852 nucleotides long. RefSeq names its product ATP synthase subunit s, mitochondrial. The record is from RefSeq and is a predicted model, not a curated record. Lineage: Eukaryota; Metazoa; Arthropoda; Arachnida; Sarcoptiformes; Pyroglyphidae.
AUGGAUAAUGUGGCACCAUCUAUCGUAUUGAGAAAUUAGUUGAAAAAUGUGGCCCAAUAUUUUUACAUAGAAAACACCUUUGUUAGUGCUCGAGGCAUUGAAGGUUACAUGUUGAGAAUUGUUUGUACACACAUUUGAUUUUUGAUUUAUCCAACGCUUUCAAUGAUUUCGAAAUUUCUCAGAUUAACACCAUUAUCAUUACAAACAUCAUCAUCGAAUUCUAGACAUUUAUUUUAUUGGCUAAAUAAUAUUUUCAACGCAGUUGAUAGGAAAAAAAUCGAAGAAUUAGGACCAGAUCGAGCUGCAGCAGAAUGGUUAAUAAGAAAUGGUGCUUCGGUUAUAUGGUCAUCACAAAUUGAUUCUCAUAAUUUUAAUGAUUAUGAACGAUUAAUGACCAAGCCGAAUGAAUUUUGUGGCAAUCAUAUAAUUGGUAUCGAUGCCACUGAAUCAAGUAUUAAUUAUGUUGGAUUUGAAUAUCUUCGCCAAUUGAAACACUUGUCACGAAUCAUAUUCAAUGAAACAAAAUAUCUGAAUGAUAAAGCAUUGAUAAUGUUGUGUGAAUAUCAGCUUGAUCAACUACGACAUUUGGAAAUAAGAAAUUGUUACAAUGUAACCGAUAUUGGUAUUCAAGCAUUGAAAGAAUUAAGAUCACUUCAACAUUUGAAAUUGGAAAAUUUGCCUUCGGUCGACAAUCGAACAAUAUGCCAUGGAAUAUUGAAAAAAUCAUUACAUCCAUCAUGCCGUAUCGAAUGGAAUUGAUGGAUAUCAUUAUCAUAUAUAAAUCCGUGUGGUUAACAUUAGGAAAACAACACCAAAACCAAUAAACAAUGAUGACAAUGAUGAUAUGAAUAA